AUGCAACAAGCCAAGAAUCUGAUGAAUCAGGAAAACGAACCCAAAAACGACGCUUUCAUCAAGGAUGAUGGUAGUCCUGGUGAUGACAAUUCCAAGCAGCAACAACAACACACACCGCAGGAUGAUUCAAAAAAGAAGAAUGAAAAAUCUUCGGUACCAAUUUACAAGUUAUUUCGAUUUGCCAGCAAAACCGAUUUUUUGAUGAUCGCCGUGGCCAUGACUGGCUCUAUCGGGAUCGGUGUGAUCCAUCCGGUGAGCAUUAUCAUUUUCGGUCAAUUCCUCGAGAACCUCGCAGGCACGCUGUAUACUUCGGAUGAACUAUUAGCAGCAACGCUAGAUAUGAUCUUAAUAUUUGUUUAUAUGGGUGUCGCGGUUUUUGUUGCCGGCUAUGUUGCUCACGCUUUUUGGGUUCUAUCUGGCGAAAGCCAAGCAAGACGGAUACGUCAAUUCUAUGUUCAUUCCAUCUUGGCACAAGAUAUGUCAUGGUUCGACAAGUCAGAAGAAGGAUCGCUGACCACAAGGCUCGCCACAGAUACUCAGAUGAUCCAAGACGGUAUUUCCGAGAAGCUUGGACUACUCGUUCAAAUGGUAGCUGCGGUUAUCACAGGUGUCGUAGUUGCAUUUGUCAAAGGUUGGCAAUUGGCAGUCGUUAUGCUGGCACCAAUCCCUCUUUUGGCCGGUGUCAGCACUGCCAUGACUUAUUUCUACUCAAAAUACACCAAAAGUACCCAAGACAUUUAUGCCGAUGCUGGCGCUAUCGCCGAGCAAGUCUUUGCUGGUAUUCGUACGGUUUAUGCUUUCUCGCUCCAGCGCCGCUUUUCUGCACGAUACGACAAGGAACUCGAAAAGGCCUGUGUAACAGGCAGCAAGCGUGGUGUGCUGCUGGGUUGUCAAUUUGGUGUAUUUUUAUGCAUCUUGUUUUGGAGCUAUGGUCUGGCAUUUUGGUAUGGUUCCAAGUUAGCGGACGAAGAAAAACUAUCUGGCCCGUUGGUCUUGAUUGCCUUUUAUGCCAUGCUCAUUGGUACAAUGUCGCUCUUGUCAUUGCCACUCAAUUUGGCUGCCGUGUCGAGUGCAUGCGGUGCUGCGUAUCGUAUUUUUGCUGUGAUUGAUCGCGUACCUGAUAUUGAUCCCGACACGACCGAUGGCAUUGCCAAUGUCAAACUUCAAGGCCAUAUUCAGUUCCGCGAUAUCGACUUUUCGUACCCGACACGGUCUGACAUUCAGGUACUACAAAAGUUCAAUGCUCAAGUCCAUGCUGGCAAAACGAUCGCGUUGGUUGGAGCAAGCGGUUCUGGCAAAUCCACGGUUGUACAGAUGCUGCAACGUUUCUACGAUCCAUUAUCCGGCUCAAUUCUGUUGGACGGGAAGGACAUCAAGGAAUACAAUGUCAGUUGGCUACGUCGACAAAUUGGCGUUGUAUCGCAGGAGCCCGUAUUGUUCAAUAUGACGAUCCGACAAAACUUGUUGAUGGGCACGACCCGCGAUGAUGUUACCGACGAAGAUAUAAUCGAAGCAUGUAAAAAGGCAAACUGUCACGGCUUUAUCAAACAGUUACCCGAAGCGUAUGAUACUCCAGUGGGAGAACAUGGUGGUAUGCUCUCUGGUGGUCAAAAACAACGGAUUGCAAUCGCUCGUGCCAUUAUCAAGAAUCCGACCAUCUUGUUACUUGAUGAGGCGACGUCUGCGCUGGAUACACAGUCUGAACGACUAGUACAAAAUGCUUUGGAUGCGGCAGCAGAAAAUCGUACAACAAUCGUCAUCGCCCAUCGGUUAUCAACCAUCCGCAACGCCGACACAAUUAUUGUCCUUAAGCAAGGUGUUAUGGUCGAGCAAGGCAAUCAUCAAGAGCUUAUUGAGAUGAAUGGUGCAUAUGCAGACUUGGUACGGAAGCAAGAAAUUGCAAUGAAGGAAGAAGAAGAAAAGGAGGAUCUACAUCAACAAAAACUACACGACGACGAACCAUUGGAUAUUUCGCAAUCGACUGAAGCGCUAAAUAAUAACGCUGUCAUUGCGAAUAAACAAGACAUAUUGGAUCUUAAACGAACAAAUAGCACAGCAUCAUCCAAACACGAAGUCAAAAUGGAAAUUCAACGGGAGAUACAAGAAAAAGAAUGUGGCAAACCAAAGUUGCCAUUUUUCAAAGUUUUGAUGGAGAUGCGACCCGAAUGGCUGCUCAUUAUCACUGGCACGUUUGGCGCUAUGAUCUCAGGCGCCGUUUUUCCCGUGUGUUCUCUACUACUGGCGCGUGUUAUUACCAUUAUCAUUGACCCGCACAUGGAGAUUAACCCAGGACCGAUGCAGGGUGCGAACCUGUACGCAUUUCUCUUUUUAAUCGUCGGACUUGCAGCUCUGCUAGGAUUUGUUAUUCAGAUGGCUUCAUUCGAAGUGGCAGGCGAACGAUAUACGAAACGGUUACGAAGCAGAAUUUUCUGGGCCUACAUGAAGCAAGAAGUUGCAUUUUACGAUGAGGAAAAGAACAAUGUCGGGGCUCUAACAUCGAUGCUUGCGGUGGAUGCAAAGCAUGUAAACGAACUCAUGUCCAAGAUUUGCGGUGAAGUUGCCAGUCUCAUGUUUACCGGCGUCACAGGCUUUGUUAUUGCCUUUGCACAUAGUUGGGCAUUGACAUUGAUUGUAUUGGGAUGUGUUCCGUUUAUGGUCGCUGCUACCGCCUACGAAUCCAAGGUUGAGAUGGGCUAUGCUAACGAUGUGCAAAAAGCGAGUGCUCAAAGCGGCGAGGUUGCCGGUGAAGCCAUCAAAGCCAUUCGCACUGUCGCAUCAUUGACAAAGCAAUAUUAUUUUGAAGCCAAGUAUGAAGAAGCAAUAGAACGACCUCACAAACUCGCACAACGGAAAGCCUACCUUGCAUCGAUUGGCUAUGCAUUGGGUCAAGCCAUCAGCUUGUUCACUCACGCAGUUGCAUUCUAUGGAGGCGUACGCUUGAUUGAAAUUGAAAUGAUUACACUCCAAGAUAUGAUGGUGGUGCUACUCGCUGUCAUGAUAACAUCGCAAAAUAUCGGACGUGUCACUACUUACAUGUCGGGUAUUGCCAAGGCCAAGUAUGCAGCAUUGUCUGCUUAUGAGAUCAUUGAGCGGCGGUCUAAAAUCGAUCCAGAGCUGGAAGGGGUGGAACCUGAUACUGUGCGAGGCGAUAUCACAUGUGACAAGGUGGGUUUCCAGUAUCCUACCCGAAGUGUACCCAUUUUCCGUGGUGAAUUUGCUUUGCAAGGCAUGGCAGGCAAGACGAUUGCGUUGGUGGGCAGCUCAGGAUGCGGAAAGUCAACUACUAUAGGAAUGCUCGAGCGUUGGUAUGAUCCUACAGCUGGCACGGUACGCCUGGACGAGCAUAGCACACAAUCCUUUUCGUUACAUAAUCUCAGAAGUCACAUGGCUUUAGUUAGCCAAGAGCCAGUGUUGUUCGAUUUGACUAUUGGCGAAAACAUUCGAUUUGGUGCCUUGUCUGAAAAAGGUGUUUCUCAAGAACAAGUGGAACACGCAUGUCGAGCCGCCAACAUACAUCAUUUUAUUACCAGUUUACCGAAUGGUUAUGAAACGCGUGUGGGCGACAAGGGCUCUCAGCUGUCUGGCGGUCAAAAGCAGCGCAUUGCCAUAGCGCGUGCAUUGAUCCGAAAGCCACGAGUAUUGCUGCUAGACGAGGCUACUAGUGCGCUUGAUUCCGAAUCUGAAAAGCUUGUUCAAGAUGCUAUCGACAACGUUAUUAGCGAAGGCGGUCGUACAACAAUCACAAUCGCUCAUCGGUUAUCAACAAUACAAGGUGCUGAUCAAAUCUGCGUUAUUGAGGGCGGAAGGAUAGUGGAACAAGGAACUCACUGGGACUUGCUGAAGCUAAAUGGAAUAUAUACCGAGUUGGUUCAACAACAAUCAUUGAGCACCAUUUAA
This is a messenger RNA of Zychaea mexicana, 3897 nucleotides long. Its product is annotated as P-loop containing nucleoside triphosphate hydrolase protein. Gene Ontology annotation, cellular component: membrane. The record is from RefSeq and is a predicted model, not a curated record. NCBI's taxonomy places the organism in Eukaryota, Fungi, Mucoromycota, Mucoromycetes, Mucorales, Lichtheimiaceae. Bases 1 to 3897 code for a protein of 1298 amino acids. Gene Ontology annotation, molecular function: ABC-type transporter activity; ATP binding; ATP hydrolysis activity. Gene Ontology annotation, biological process: transmembrane transport. The transcript is spliced from 6 exons.